CUUCUACACUUCGCAUCAUUACCGCGGCAACGUGCGACGAUUCACCUUAACCAACCGACGCUGAUCUUACUACACAACAUAUUAUAUAUACAUAUAUAUAUAUAUAUAUACUGUUCAUCCAGUUAAAUAUAUAGUUUUUAAUUUUUUUAAAUCUCAUACAAAUUCUAAUACAAAAAUCGUGGUAAUCUUCUUUCUCUUUCUAAUUACAAAAUUUAUCCGGUUACACUCGACGAACUAUCAAAAAAUCCAACAUGAGGGCUGAAUUUUGCUUGAGAACCAGCAUUCUUUUAGUCAUCUUCGGUGGCAUCGUUUGUGCAGUGGAAAAUUACGUGGAUUAUGCAGACGAGUCACCUGACAAAUCACCGACCGAGAAUAUUCACGAGCUUUACAGACUCAUAUUGCAACGGAACGCUUUGGAAAAUGGCGGCGGAUUUGGUGGAAUUCCAUUGGAACAUCUGAUGAUUCGUAAAUCUCAACGAUCACCGUCUCUUCGUUUACGAUUUGGACGUUCUGGUCCACCACAAGUUUCAACGGGUUUACUCUCGAAGCCGAUGGCCGCGGUAGCGACGGGUUACGAGGAUAACAAUUAAUAAAGAAAAUGGAUUAAAUUAUUUAUUUAUUUUUUUUUUUUUAAAGGGUUCUUUUGCGAUAAUAACACACGUCACUUUACUAUAUUUCUCAUACAUAUAAAAAUCAAAUAAGAAAAAAUUGUGUCGUACAUAUUAUAUUUAAGAUAAGAACAUAAUGUGAAA
Molecule: messenger RNA, 752 nt
Organism: Polistes dominula (European paper wasp)
Lineage: Eukaryota; Metazoa; Arthropoda; Insecta; Hymenoptera; Vespidae
Product: short neuropeptide F
Source: RefSeq, a predicted model, not a curated record